Juglans microcarpa x Juglans regia is the source of this 1047-nucleotide messenger RNA. RefSeq lists its product as uncharacterized. Bases 1 to 1047 code for a protein of 348 amino acids. NCBI's taxonomy places the organism in Eukaryota, Viridiplantae, Streptophyta, Magnoliopsida, Fagales, Juglandaceae. The record is from RefSeq and is a predicted model, not a curated record. The transcript is spliced from 2 exons.
AUGCCUGUCCCUGAACCUCCUAUACCAUCUCCAGAGACUCCUUCUCCCAACUCACCCGAGCCUCUUCUCUCCUCACCUCCAUCUCCUUCUAUCUCUUGUCCCUGCCACACCAUCACUCGACCCGCCUAUCUUCAUGACUAUGUUUGUCCUACAUUCCAUACAAAGCCCACGACAUAUUCACCUGCUAUACAGGCUUCAGGUUUCCUUCGGUCUCAGGGCGAUCAUUCUUUAUAUACUCUUUUCACCUCCACCAACAUUACUCUUGUUCUUAUUUAUGUUGAUGAUAUUUUGAUUGUUGGUAACGAUAUCUCUCAUAUCGAAGUUUUCAAAAGACUCGUUUCCACCCAUUUCAAAGCCAAAGAUCUUGGUUUUUUGAAAUAUUUCCUCAGACUUGAAAUUGCUCGCUCUCACAAAGGUAUCUUUCUCAAUCAGCGCAAAUAUGCUCCUGAUAUUCUUUUCGACAGUGGACAACUUGGUGCUCGAACUAUCCCUUUUCCUAUAGAACAACACUUGAAACUCAGCACUGAAGACGAUGAUCUCCUCACCGAUCCUUGCACUUACAUAUGCCUAGUUGGACGACUCAUCUAUUUGACCAUCACCCGACCUGACAUUGUCUAUACAAUCAAUAUUCCUAGUCAGUUCAUGCAUGAUCCUCGAGUUCCUCCCAUGGCUGCCGCUACUCGUGUUUUUUGUUACAUCAAAGGUUGUCCAGGCCAAGGCAUUUUCUUCUCUUCCUUUAGUAGCAUGCAUGUCACAACAUACAUUGAUUCUGAUUGGGCUAGCUAUCCCAUCACCAGAUAUUUCAUUCAGUUAGGUACCAAUCCAAUCUCAUGGCAUACAAAGAAACAGACUACAGUAGCAAGGUCUUCCACUGAAGCUGAAUAUCAAGCUAUGGCCGUCAUAAUCUGUGAACUCACCUGGUUGAAGCAACUUCUCACUAAUCUUGAAAUUUCUCAUCCCGAGUCCUUCACCUUACAUUGUGACAACCAAUCCGCUCUCUAUAUAGCGCACAAUCCCGUGUUCCAUGAGCGUACCAAACACAUUUAG